GCGGCGCGGGGCGCCGCCGAGUUCCCGCAGGUCGCCCGCUGCUGUGCAGCCGCCGUCGCCGCCUCGGCCCGGCACCCGCCGUCCCGCCGGGAAGGAGACGGGAGCAUUUCGGAUCUGAAGCAAACGGCCCCUUCCUAUAUAGUCGUGGCUUUUCCAAACCCUCCGAGGAGAGCGGGAUCUUUCGGUCCUUCCUGUAUUUCCGACCAUUACAGGAUCUAGAAAUGUCGACGACACUUUUAUCUGCCUUCUACGACAUUGACUUCUUGUGCAAGACGGAGAAGUCCCUGACCAACCUCAGCAGCAUGCUGGACAAGAAGGCCGUGGGGACCCCGGUGACCCCCCCCAGCUCCAGCUUCGCGCCGGGCUUCCUACGGCGGCACUCGACCAGCAACCUGCCGGCGCUGGCCGGCGGCUCCAAGUUCCCCAGCCCCACCGGCUCCAGCUCUUCCUCUACCACCUCCUCCUCUUCCUCCUCCUCCUCCUCCUCGUUCGGCAGCCUGAAGGAGACGGGCUCCGGCGGAGGCGGCGGCGGCGGCAGCAGCAGCCCCACGGCCCUGCUCAACAAGGAGAACAAGUUCCGGGACCGCUCCUUCAGCGAGAACGGCGAGCGCAGCCAGCACCUCAUGCAGCAGCUCCAGCAGCAGCAGCAGGCGGCGGCGGCGGCCGGCAAGGGGGGCGGCUCCGGCGGCGGCGGCGGCGGGGCCCCCAUCAACUCGACGCGCUACAAGACGGAGCUGUGCCGCCCCUUCGAGGAGAGCGGCGCCUGCAAGUACGGCGAGAAGUGCCAGUUCGCCCACGGCUUCCACGAGCUGCGCAGCCUCACCCGCCACCCCAAGUACAAGACCGAGCUCUGCCGCACCUUCCACACCAUCGGCUUCUGCCCCUACGGCCCGCGCUGCCACUUCAUCCACAACGCCGACGAGCGCCGCCCGGCGCCCGGCGGGGGCACGGCCGCGCCCCCCAGCGCCGCCGCCGCCGGGCCGCACCACCACCCGCACCACCCGCCCCCGCACCCCGCCGGCAGCACCGGCGACCUCCGCGCCUUCGCCCCCCGCGACCACCCCCUGGGCGGCGGCGGCGGCGGCUUCGGGCACCCCCGCGGCGGCGGCGGCGAGCGGCCCAAGCUGCACCACAGCCUGAGCUUCUCCGGCUUCUCCGCCCACCACCACCACCACCACCACCCGCACCCCCACAGCGCCGCCCCGCCGCCGCCGCCGCCCGGCGGCCGCCUGGACGCCGGCCUGCUGGAGAGCCCCGGCGGGUCCCGCACGCCGCCGCCGCCCGCCUCCGCCUCCUACUGCGAGGAGCUGCUCUCGCCGCCGUGCGCCAACAACGCCUUCGCCUUCUCGGGGCAGGAGCUGGGCAGCCUCAUCGCCCCGCUCGCCCUCCACACCCAGAACUUCGCCGCCGCCGCCGCCGCGGCCGCCGCCGCCGCCGCCUACUACCGCUGCCAGCAGCAGCCGCCGCCCGGCGGGGCCUGCCCGCCGCCCCCCGCCUCGCCGCCCUUCAGCUUCCAGCCCCUCCGCCGCCUCUCUGAGUCGCCCGUCUUCGACGCGCCGCCCAGCCCCCCGGACUCCCUCUCCGACCGGGAGAGCUACCUGAGCGGCUCCCUCAGCUCCGGCUCCCUCAGCGGCUCCGAGUCGCCCAGCCUGGACUCGGGCCGCCGCCUGCCCAUCUUCAGCCGCCUCUCCAUCUCCGACGACUAGGCCCGCGGCAGCCCGGCAAGUAAGUGAAAGAGCGAAGAAAGUGAAUCCUUCUCCUCUUCUUCUUUUUUUUUUUUUUUUUUUAAUCUAUCUAUAUGUACACCGAGAGCUGAACAAAACAAAAACCAUAAAAAGCAUCUUGCGAAAGGGCAAAUGACAGGAACUGAACAAACCUAUUUUUAUAGAGAGACCUUGGAAGAAGGGGAUUUUUGUUUUGGGGUUUUUUUGUUGUUGUUGUUCUUUGGAGACAAGUUAUGAUACGCACCAGCAGCAGCCAUUCCAUCUGUGUUCGAAAAAAGAAAAAGCAUUAGAAAAGACACCACCAGAAAGCAACAAACAAUCCGGGGAGCCCGAGUCUUGCCUGUCCAGCUCCUCCAAACGUUCUGACACACACACACACGAAAAAAAAAAAGUUACAAACUAGUUUGUCUUUCAAUUCAGUUAAAAUAAAAACACAGAACGUAACUGAACCUAUAAGCUUUUUUUAAAAAAAAAAAAGAAAAAUCCAACAUCCUGCCAAGAAUAUGCCUUGAUAACAACCUUCUUUUUUUAUAUAUCUAUAUAUUAUUAUUAUAACAAGUGCUAAAACCUUCAUUCCAAAGUUUAAUAUUGGUUCCAUUGCCACCACUUAGUGGAUGUUUGGCUUAGAACAAUUUUUGUUGUUGCUUUAUUUGGAAGCACUCAACUGAGUUUAGUUUGUAAUUGUUGGAGAAUAACUGCUGAUUUUUUUUUUUAAUUUUUUUUAGCCGUUUGAGUUGGUUGCAUGAAUGAGUCACUGCACACAACUCAGAAACUAUUUAACUUAUUUAUUAUCUUGUGAAAAGUAUACAUUGGUAAUUUGUUCAUACUGUAUUUAUCGGGUAUGAUGAAAAGCAAUAGAUAUAUAUUCUUUUAUUAUGUUUAAAUUAUGAUUGCCAUUAUUAAUCGGCGAAAUGUGGAGUGUGUUCUUUUCACAGUAAUAUAUGCCUUUUUGUAACUUCACUUGGUUAUUUUAUUGUAAAUGAGUAAAAUUCUUAAUUUAAGAGAUUGUAUGUAAUAUUUAUUUCAUUAAUUUCUCUCCUUGUUUACGUAAAUCUGAAAGAUUGCAUGGUUUCUUUAUAGAAAUCGGUCUCGAUGCUGUGGAAGUAGUUUGAGGAAUUUCUAUGGGUUUUUUUUAGAAUGUAAAUGGUUGUAGCCCGUCCGAGUUGAAAAACAAACACGAAAAAAAAAAACCGAAAAAAACCCAACAAAAACAAAAGACUGACUUAGCAAUCAGACUUCAAAGUGGCAAAUCUAAUUCAAACUUGUUCAAAGUAACCAAAAAGUAUUGUUUUGUUGCCUAACUCCACCAAUCACACUGUGAUAUAGUCUCAAAGUAUGUAGCAAUAAUUGGGGGUCCCAGUAUUAUGUCUCACAGUGCCUUCUUGAGGGUCCAUGCUUGCCUUAAAUAACUUUCAACCAAAUAAGUAUUUUUCUUAAUGCUUGAGAUAAUUUGAAUGUAGGGAUGGGUUUUAACUAUGGCAAAAUUUCGCCACUCUCUAUUUUAUAAUAAUGGAGGCCAUCUUUGGAUCUGAAACUUUAUACAGUACACGAACAUAUCUUGUUUAACUGAAUUCCACAACUUGUGAUUAUUAUUUUUUUUUUCCUUAUGUAGAAAGUCAGGAGUUUUCCAAAACUUCCCUGGACGGUGGAUGAAUGAGGAGUUAGCUAGGUUUUGUUUGUACAUAGGUACAGAUUGAGCACUAUGUACUCUUUUGGACUACUUUAACAGAAGUAUGUUUUGAAUGUAACUAAAGGAUAAGUCAACUUGAGUUGUAAUAUAUUUUUCGGGAGUCAGUUCACUACAAAUUGUGUGAGACUGUAAACUUUGUACUGUAAAUGUUUUGUAGUUCUCCCAAUAAAAUUUUUUUGAAAAAAAAAAAAAACAAACAA
Phalacrocorax carbo (great cormorant) is the source of this 3614-nucleotide messenger RNA. Lineage: Eukaryota; Metazoa; Chordata; Aves; Suliformes; Phalacrocoracidae. The record is from RefSeq and is a predicted model, not a curated record.